Messenger RNA from Ilyonectria robusta, 981 nucleotides. Its product is annotated as Pyruvate/Phosphoenolpyruvate kinase-like domain-containing protein. Gene Ontology annotation, biological process: oxaloacetate metabolic process. The transcript is spliced from 2 exons. The coding region runs from base 1 to 981 and encodes 326 amino acids. The record is from RefSeq and is a predicted model, not a curated record. Lineage: Eukaryota; Fungi; Ascomycota; Sordariomycetes; Hypocreales; Nectriaceae. Gene Ontology annotation, molecular function: catalytic activity; magnesium ion binding.
AUGGCGACCGCUCCAUCUCUCCUUCGCCGGGCGCUUCUCUACGUCCCGGGAGCGUCCCAGAAGAUGCUCGCAAAGACGCAAGCUCUCAAAAUUGACACAGUGAUAUACGAUCUUGAAGAUUCUGUCGCGCCGGAUGCCAAGGCUGCGGCACGAGGGCUCGUUGCGCGACAUCUUGCGGAUACUUCGAUGAGCAGCAUUUCCAGGUCUCCGAGGGAGGUGGCUGUGAGAAUCAACGCCGUUGAUACAGGACUGGCUCUUGAGGACCUCACAGAGGUCUUGAAAUCGGGGGAUAACCUCGACACGAUUGUUAUUCCUAAAGUCCAGGGCCCUGAGGAUCUUCACUUUGUCGCCGAUAUUGUGCGCCAUGUAGCUCCUCAUCGGUCAGUGAGAGUCAAUGGUUCUGAAUCCCCAGCUUAUAAAACCACCUCUCGCCCUCUCAACAUUCUAGCGCUUAUCGAGUCCGCCCGAGGUCUCUCUGAUAUCAAUUCCAUCUGCCGAGCGGCGCCGACUACGGGCUUGUCGGGCCUUGCAUUCGCUGCUGAAGACUUUGCAACCGAGCUCGGGUUGUCACGACUUCCCGAUCGACGAGAGCUGCUUUUUGCACGCAGCUCCAUCGUCACUGCAGCAUUAGCGCACAACUUGCCCUCCGUUAUCGAUCUGGUAUCUACAGGCGUCCCGUCAGACGGGGAGUCAAGGGCAGCUCUCGAACAUGACAGUCUGGAGGGUCGUGCUCUUGGGUUUACAGGAAAGCAGUGCAUCCAUCCCCUCCAGGUUGAGAUUGUCCAGAAGGCAUUUGGCCCAUCGGAGGAAAUCCUGCGGUGGGCGGUGAAGGUUCAGCAGGGCGAUGCGGCUGCUAGGGCAGAGGGAAAAGGUGCAUGGAAGUUGGAUGGGAAGAUGAUUGAUGCACCAAUCGUGAAACGAGCAUUGGCCCUGCUUGAGCGGGCACGGCUGUGUGGUAUUGAUAUCACGGUGUUUGAGUAG